Messenger RNA from Pecten maximus, 1139 nucleotides. Its product is annotated as 33 kDa inner dynein arm light chain, axonemal-like. Gene Ontology annotation, cellular component: filopodium; axoneme. The transcript has 6 exons. The coding region runs from base 91 to 864 and encodes 257 amino acids. NCBI's taxonomy places the organism in Eukaryota, Metazoa, Mollusca, Bivalvia, Pectinida, Pectinidae. Gene Ontology annotation, molecular function: dynein heavy chain binding. The record is from RefSeq and is a predicted model, not a curated record.
GCAUGCGCAGCGUAGUGUUGCUAUAGCAGCAGAUCAAGCAAAGACGGAGGAUCGGGCAAAGGAAUAAUUUGCGACAAACUUGUAGCCAAAAUGAUUCCACCAAACGCAUCUUUAGUCAAGUAUGACAACCCAGUCCUUGUCAGUAGGAACACAGACAAGAAGACACCACGGGCUAGAGCAUUGAAGGUGAGUCCUGGUACCUCCACAGCAACAGGCCCUGUCCCAAACCCACCUGGCAAACAGAAGCCAACAUCAGUAGAUGCUAAAGCUGCACAACAAACAGAUGAAAUCCUAAACUCCAUCUUACCACCAAGAGAAUGGACAGAGGGUGGUCAAUUGUGGGUCCAACAGGUGUCAAGUACUCCAGCAACACGUCUAGAUGUUGUCAAUCUACAGGAAGAACUUGACAGACGGUUGCAGCAGAGGCAAGCAAGAGAGACCGGUAUCUGUCCCGUACGGAGAGAGCUAUAUUCACAAUGUUUUGAUGAGCUGAUCCGACAGGUGACCAUCAACUGUGCGGAACGUGGCCUCCUCCUCCUCCGUGUACGAGAUGAGAUCCGGAUGACGAUAGCAGCCUACCAAACAUUGUAUGAAAGCAGUGUGGCUUUUGGUAUGAGAAAAGCUCUCCAAGCAGAACAAGGAAAGGCUGACAUGGAGAAAAGGAUUACAGAAUUGGAAAAUGAAAAGCGUGAUCUUGAACGAAAUGUGAAUGAGUUGAAGGGCAAAUGUGAACAGAUUGAAAAGCGUGCUCAGGAACAGAGACAAGUAGAGGAGAAGAAACAUACAGAGGAGAUGCAGUUCCUCAAGAGAACCAAUCAGCAACUCAAGACUCAGCUAGAGGGAAUCAUUGCUCCAAAGAAGUAAAUGUUGAAAGUGGAAGAACAAUAACAUAAUUCUAUGAAAAUAACUUUGCAGAGUGAAACAACUCCAAGGAAAUGUUCAUUAUUUCCAUAUUUCAGAGGAUCGUUCAAAUCCAUCUGUCCGUCCAAAUAAUUGAGAUGAAUAUUCCACUCCGUCCAUCAUGAAUCAUACAUUAGCGAUGGAAAACCUCACAUUUCUAUGGCCGAUUUUCAUAUACUGCUGAACACAAGAUGACUGGUGUCUUCAAUGUGAUAUUAGCAAUACAAUGUUAUUUUUAG